This is a messenger RNA of Phasianus colchicus (ring-necked pheasant), 408 nucleotides long. NCBI's taxonomy places the organism in Eukaryota, Metazoa, Chordata, Aves, Galliformes, Phasianidae. The record is from RefSeq and is a predicted model, not a curated record.
GGGCUCAAAUGGGACCACCGUUUAUUUCUUUGCCCCCCCCAGGUGUUGGUGAUCGAUGGGCGGGGGCACCUCCUGGGCCGCCUGGCGGCCAUCGUGGCCAAGCAGGUGCUGCUGGGGCGUCGUGUGGUGGUGGUGAGGUGCGAAGGGAUCAACAUCUCUGGGAACUUCUAUAGGAAUAAGUUGAAGUUCCUGGCCUUCCUGCGGAAGCGGAUGAACACCAACCCGUCCCGGGGGCCGUAUCACUUCCGUGCCCCCAGCCGCAUCUUCUGGCGCACGGUGCGAGGGAUGCUGCCCCAUAAGACCAAGCGAGGGCAGGCGGCGCUGGAGAGGCUGAAGGUGUUUGAUGGGAUCCCCCCCCCGUAUGACAAGGUGAGACCCCCCCCAAAUUAACACAGAUCCCCCCCUUGA